Manacus vitellinus (golden-collared manakin) is the source of this 1900-nucleotide messenger RNA. It is a transcript of the gene TUBD1, whose product is annotated as tubulin delta 1. NCBI's taxonomy places the organism in Eukaryota, Metazoa, Chordata, Aves, Passeriformes, Pipridae. Gene Ontology annotation, biological process: mitotic cell cycle; microtubule cytoskeleton organization. Gene Ontology annotation, molecular function: structural constituent of cytoskeleton; GTP binding. Bases 307 to 1668 code for a protein of 453 amino acids. Gene Ontology annotation, cellular component: microtubule; cytoplasm. The transcript is spliced from 9 exons. The record is from RefSeq and is a predicted model, not a curated record.
CCGGCAGAGGGUCCGGCCGGGCUCGGGGCGAACAUGGCGGCGGUUCUGAGGGGGGAGCCCCGAGGGGCGGCCCCUGAGGGGGAUCUGCGGGCACGGACACCCGGGUGGGACGGUCGGUGUCGCACAGGUCGGACACGGGCCUUUCCUGAGGAUAAUUCACAUGUUUGUUUAUUCUCGGUCUCGCAGCAACCCCCGGGCUGGCAGAGGCGCUGGAAUCGCGCACCGCGAUCCAAAUUAGCACAAACCUUCCCGCAGAACGCGGCACAGGCACCGGCAGCCAUCCAGGGAAUGCUGGCUUGAAGAAGGAUGUCAAUAGUCACAGUCCAGCUUGGGCAGUGUGGGAACCAGAUUGGGCACGAGGUGUUUUGCUGCCUGUGCAGUGACAUCCGUGGCACUCAUGGGCUCUGCUCCAAGAAGGAAAACCAAUCCUACCAGGAUGCCUGCAAGGAGAGGUUUUUCUGGGAGGAGGAAUCUGGAGUGCCUGUGGCCCGGGCUGUGCUGGUUGACAUGGAGCCCAAAGUCAUCAGCCAAACCUUAGCCAUGGCUGCCAGGUCUGGCUGCUGGAAAUACAACACCCAGUCCCACUUCUGCCAGAAGCAAGGCUCUGGGAACAACUGGGCCAACGGUUACUCUGUCCACGGGCCCAGACACAAGGAAUCAAUCAUGGAUCUGGUGCAGAGAGAAGCAGAGAGAUGUGACCGCCUGGGAGGAUUUUUCACCAUCAUGAGCAUGGCUGGGGGCACAGGGUCAGGCCUGGGAGCAUUUGUGACCCAGUGCUUGAGAGAUGCUUUUCCAGCCUCAUUUAUCCUAAACCACGUUAUCUGGCCCUAUGGCACUGGUGAGGUCAUUGUUCAAAACUACAACUCUGUUUUGACUCUGUCCCAUCUGUACCGCUCCUCAGACGCCCUCCUUGUCCACGAGAACGAUGUCAUCCACAAGAUCUGUGCCCAGCUGAUGAACAUCAAACAGAUCUCCUUCAGGGAUGUGAACCAAGUCAUUGCACAUCAGCUGGGCAGCCUUUUCCAGCCCGUUCACCCAGCAGAGGGGAGCUCAAACUACAGCAGGAACCCACUGGGAGACUUGAUGGAGACACUGGUCCCACAUCCCGAGUUCAAGAUGUUGGGGCUCCGGAACAUUCCUCAGAUUCCUGAGAACUCCCUCCCCUACAGCACCUUCAGCUGGCCUGGGCUCAUCAAACAUCUGAGGCAGAUGCUCAUUGCUAAUGCCCAGAUGGAGGAAGGUAUUGACUGGCAAGUACGACCACCUCCUCCAGGCUCCUCCACCCCCUCCAGCCAUUCCACAAAGAAGCCACUGCACUUCAACACUUCCAUUGCCAACCUGGUUAUCCUGAGAGGAAAAGAUGUCCACAGUGUGGACUUGGGAAGUUUCCAAGAUCCCUCCCUGUACACAUCAUGGCUAAAGCCUCAGGAUGCUUUUAAUGCCUGGAGAACACCAAGAGCAUUUAACAAGUAUGAAAAGUCUGCCUCUCUGGUCAGCAACAGCCAGUUCCUGCUGAAACCUCUCGACAGCAUUGUGGGAAAAGCUUGGAAUAUGUUUGCUUCCAAAGCUUAUAUUCACCAGUACACCAAAUUUGGAAUUGAAGAGGAAGAUUUCCUGGACAGCUUCACAACCCUGGAACAAGUUAUCUCCAGUUACACCACCCUUUGAUUUUAUUUCUUUUAAAUGGUCAGAAAUGGAGCUUUUCUGAAAGAACCCAGCACUGGAAAACCUCCCAUCAACUUCCUGAAGUAUGGAAAUGUCUGGGCUGGAGCUGGUUUUCAGUCUUGAAAGCAGUGUGUGUGUGUUAGGACAGCAAGAACUGACUCUGAGCUGAAUAUAUUCCUAUGGGCAGGUAUUAUUCUUAUUUAAUCUAUCUAAUAAAUACCUAUUUUUCAAUACA